AUGGGAUACAAGGAGUAUCAGGGCGUGCUCCAGCUUAAGCAGCAAAAGAUCGUCUCGAGGAAACCAUUCAAAUCUUACAAUCGGUCUCUCAAAGGCUGCAUCAACUGCAAGCGCCGAAAGAUCAAAUGCGAUGAAACUAAGGAACAGUGCAUGAACUGCGUCCGGAGGAAACUCGAUUGCAAAUGGCCUGAGCCUGUAGAAAAACCUAUAAAAGUUGAAAAUGACGUUUUGGAGACCCCUGUAGAGCCGCUGGCGGUUCUUGAGUCUCCUCAGCAGCUAGUACGCUAUGGCUCACCAGAAACAUCAUUACCCAUACAAAUCGAUAGCAUAUUCCUAGUUCAAUUUGCCCAGCGGUUUCUUCCAACUUUAGCUCAGCCACACUUUAACCACAGAGUGCCUACCCAAAGCUUGGUUCAUGCUGUGUCCGAAAAACUGGAUCUUGUUCGGCAGAUGUCUAUAGCAUGUGGUGCAUCGUUGGUUGCAUUUGACGACCAGGCAUUUCGUCCUGUGGCACGAAGCAGGUACGUGACGGCGCUUUCGCUGUUUAUUAAGGCAAUGAGAAACGGGUUUUUGGGAAGUGAAGAGUGGCUCUUUUUGGCAGUCCAGGUCUUGCAAACACUCAGUCUACGAGAUCCCAUGGCUGGCUGCAAUGCUACACGAUGUGCGGUGCAUUUGAACGCUGCUUACGAGUUGUUCAUCAGUAGGAUCUUGCGAAGCGAUGCUUUGGCUACCUCACUUGAACGGGUUAUGAUUGAAAACUUUUUGUUUAAUUAUAGUUUGACGAUAAUGUUCUGUGACCAUACGAAGAUUGAAGAACUUAUACCGAGUCCUUUUGUGCUAUUCUUCGAUUUCCAUACCCGUUUCUUGACCCUUUGUGAGGAGGACGAGUACCCCCAGUUUAGUCGAUUAUCGAUUAUAGCGUUUCAAAUUGCCGCCAAAGCUACUUGGCUGUGUCGUUUGAGUCUUCCACUCUUGGAGUACGAGAAGCAUCUCCAUAUUGAACUCCUCCAGCUUGCAGAAACAUGUCUUUUCAUGCUGGAAACGCUCGAAGCGCCUGCUUCCGUUCAAAUCUUUGAUACUUUAACCGUAACAAAGGUUGUACUCCACACCCUGAUUAUUCUUCUCAAAAAGAUGAUUGAGCCUUGUAUUCGAGCCCUGGUUUUGCAGCCACUGAUAGACGCCCUUGUACGGCUAGUCAAAGGGUCCAACGACUAUGUGGUGAUUCCUAUCUGGUCUAGCUUUAUUGCAGCCAGUGCAUCUACAAAAAACGAAGAUAGGCAGCGUUUUAUUCAGACUUUGGAGAAGCUUAUGGCUCGUUCUGGGUCUCACCUUAUCAAUCGCGUAUACAACUAUUUGGAAGCGCUCUGGGAAAUCUACACUGGGGACGAACCGUUUGACCUACUUUUGGACACUACAGCAUUAAGCAAAAUCUGUGAUUGA
Molecule: messenger RNA, 1440 nt
Organism: Candidozyma haemuli
Lineage: Eukaryota; Fungi; Ascomycota; Pichiomycetes; Serinales; Metschnikowiaceae
Product: Zn(II)2Cys6 transcription factor
Exons: 1
Coding region: 1-1440 (479 amino acids)
Biological process (GO): regulation of DNA-templated transcription
Molecular function (GO): zinc ion binding; DNA-binding transcription factor activity, RNA polymerase II-specific
Source: RefSeq, a predicted model, not a curated record